AUGGCUGAAGACGUUGAAAUUUCUUUAUACAAACUUUUGAUAUCCAAUAAAUUUUCCCUUCAAGUUGAGGAAUCAACCUUGCCAGAUAAUGUAGGCUUUACUAUAGGCAUAGGUCCGGUUUGUAAAGGUGGGAAAAAUUAUUCAAGGGAUGCUUUUUGCAAGAAGCUUGAUUAUAGAUAUCAAAGGCUCCUGCAAUGGUGGGUCGACAUCGCCCUUUUGGAAAGGGUGGUACCAGAUAUUCUAGCUGUUCGCUGCGUGACUCACAGACAGCAUUUAGUAGGAAAAAAUAUCAGCGACCGUUUGCGUCAGUCAUUGCAAUAUGCCAUAUCUGCUGUAAACAAAAUUCACAGUAAUGCUCUCUACGAUUGA
Messenger RNA from Parasteatoda tepidariorum (common house spider), 369 nucleotides. RefSeq lists its product as uncharacterized. NCBI's taxonomy places the organism in Eukaryota, Metazoa, Arthropoda, Arachnida, Araneae, Theridiidae. The record is from RefSeq and is a predicted model, not a curated record.